AUGCAGAAAAUCAUAUCUUUUUCCGAGGUGGAGAAGCACGCGCAGGAGGACGACCUAUGGCUCGUCAUAAACAAGAAGGUCUACGACGUCACGAAGUUCGUUGACCAGCACCCGGGCGGCGUUGACACGCUCACCGGGGUGGCGGGCAAAGACGGCACGGACGACUUUAACUCCGUCGGCCACAGCGACACCGCAAAGGAGGAGCUCGAUAAGUACUACAUUGGCGACUUGGAUCCCAACGACGCCGACAAGCUCAAGGCCCCGCUGCACAGCGCCACAGACAACACAACGACCAUCGCUAUCGUGGUGGCACUCAUCGCCAUCUGCUUGUACCUCAUUUUCUUCCCCUGA
Trypanosoma conorhini is the source of this 351-nucleotide messenger RNA. RefSeq names its product cytochrome b5-like. The record is from RefSeq and is a predicted model, not a curated record. Gene Ontology annotation, cellular component: intracellular membrane-bounded organelle; membrane. Gene Ontology annotation, molecular function: heme binding. Lineage: Eukaryota; Euglenozoa; Kinetoplastea; Trypanosomatida; Trypanosomatidae. The coding region runs from base 1 to 351 and encodes 116 amino acids. The transcript has a single exon.